Messenger RNA from Tuber melanosporum (Perigord truffle), 868 nucleotides. RefSeq lists its product as uncharacterized. The coding region runs from base 121 to 615 and encodes 164 amino acids. The record is from RefSeq and is a predicted model, not a curated record. Gene Ontology annotation, cellular component: ribonuclease P complex. Lineage: Eukaryota; Fungi; Ascomycota; Pezizomycetes; Pezizales; Tuberaceae. Gene Ontology annotation, biological process: tRNA 5'-leader removal. The transcript has a single exon.
CUCCCACUCAUGUAACUCAUCCCACCUAUGAAGCCAUGAUACUCUAGCCUACUUUCCUUUCUCCCUUCCUCCCUCCCAUACACCACCGAAACACGACCACACCCCACCGCAUCCCUCAAGAUGGUCCGCUACAAAGCCCGCUAUCUCCUAAUAACAAUCCACUACCCAACCGAGCCCGCCCCCCCGGGCUCCAACCCUACCCUCCCUUUUACCCACCCCUCCCAUCCAAGCCUAACAAAACAAUCCCUCAGUAAUCUCAUACGCGAUAGCCUAGCCCUCCAAUUCGGCGACUACGGUGCUGGCGCAGCAGGGAACAUGACGGUAAAGUACUUCUCGCCCGUCACGUCCACUGGGAUAAUCAAGGUCUCGAGAGCCCACUACAGGAUGUUGUGGGCUUCUCUGACCUUCAUGAAGGAGGUGAUGGGCAGGGGGGCAGUGGUUAGUGUUGUUAGGGUUAGUGGAACAAUUAAGAAGGUGCAGAUCGAGGCCACCAGGAGAGCAAAGGAGGGGAUUCGACGGGCACGGGGGGUUGGAGGAGAGGGGGUUGGGCUGGAUGUUAUGGACAUUCUGGAUGAUGACGGUGACGGUGAUGAGGGCAGUGGGGAUGAGGAAUGAGGGUUUGGUUGGAUGAAGCUGCAUUGUAACGCUACCUGGAGGGCGUUUGAUAGAAGCAAAUCAGGAAGGCGUGGUUCGAAGGAUGUGGAUGGUAUUGGUUGGGGAAUCCCCCUUCCAUUGUUCAAUCCUAAUAAGCUAUGGAUUUACGAAGCCUCAGAACAAAUCACCGACCCUCAACACUUGUCCCGUACCAAACCCUGAGUACCCCCUAAGUAUAGAGAAUAUAUCACUAGAACGUUUGUCUGGCUGUGUA